GUGAAAACAUUUGCGAGUUGUUUGAAAAGACUAAAAUUUUUAAUAAAUAUAAUGUGCAAUUGAUUUUUUAAUCAUGGCGACAGCUAGUGAAGAAGAGGACUUCAGCGGGAAUGAUUUGGAAUCGUUUACAUUGCCGGAAACUGUGUUAUGCGUUGACACAAUUUGUGGUGUUUGUUCUGCCGAAUUCCUGGAUGAAGAUGAUUUGAAACUGCAUAUGGUGCAGCAACAUCCAACUGAGCAGACUAUAUCUAGAUGUUGUCGAUUUUGCUCCUACAUAUAUGCUAGUUUAGAGGAAUAUGCAUCACAUAUUAUCAAUGUCCAUAUUCUCGAUUUAAAAUGCUGUAAAUACUGUUUACGUGUAUUUACUAUCACCCAAGACGUAAGAGGUCACGAAAAGAAGCAUUUGUCAUCUAGUUCGCCGAUUGAAUUGAGAUGUUCCAACUGUAGAAUGACUUUUAAAAAUAUAUCUAGUUUGGAAUCCCAUGAGUAUUUAAUGCACUUUGAUAUUAAAGACGGAGUGAUAUUAAGAGAUUGUUAUUCUCUUCUAUCUUCAUUCUUGAACAUAAACGCUAUUAAAUUUCUCAAAUCAUCAGGAGAUUAUCAAGAAUACAGAUGUGUGAGUUGUGAUUUUGUAACAUCAGAUUUUGAUUAUUAUAUACAGCAUUUAGAGCAGAAAAACUGCAGAUGUAUAGUCUGUGAUAAAUGUUGCCAUGUUUUUAAGGAUAUUAAAAAGUUAGAGAAACAUUUAAAAGCCAAUACUUGUGAUAACAAAGAUUAUAAUUUACCAUGUAAAAAAUGUCUGAAAAUGUACACAUACGAAGAAUUGCAAGAGCAUACAAAAGUUUGUACAGCCGUGAAAUGUCAUUCAUGUGACCUUAUAUUUGAUACGGUGAAGGAACGAAAUGAUCAUCAAAGUGAUGUUCAUCCAAUGAUGUUUUCGAUUAAAGAAUGUAAAUUUUGUCGUCAUGAAUACGUAGGUCAGGAAGCUUUAGAGAAACAUAUAAAGAGGACACACGAUAAAAGAUUACAUCUAUAUAGAUACUUUUGUAUAUAUUGUGACGAUACAUUAUUCGAUCAUCCGAAGAAGUUGUUCAACCAUUUUUUUAGAAAGCACAGAAAUUUGGAACCAUUUAUGUGUAAAAUAUGCGAUAAAACAUUUAGAUUAAGAAAGAGUUUUACGUUGCACAUAAAAUUGAAUCAUUUAAGUGUGGGUAAUGUUAGAUUUGAUGAUAAAUAUCACGUUAUAUUUGAGCAGAAUAAUUUUUCCAAUCAAAACAUUAGUAAAACUAACCAAAAAACAAGCGAACAACAAGAAAAAACAAAUGAUGUAAAAGUAAAAGAUAAAAUACGAGACAAAGAUGAUGUAGAGUUCGUUUUGUGUCACACAGAUAAUCAAAAUGAUCAGUUUGAUAAAGAAAAAAGAAGGUUUAAAGAUAGAACACUGCAAGGAGACAGUGAGGUAGAUCUAGUUUUAUGUCCCACAGAUAAAGAAACAGAUCAACCAGAAGUUAAAAGAGAAAAGAGAUUAAUUAAAAGAAAACGUAAAAUGAAACGUAAAGAUAUUACAGAAUGCAUUGAUUUAACGUUAGACGGCUCGGAAGAUUCAGACGAUGAACCUCUUAUCGUAAAAAGAAGACGUACGAAAAUGCGAAUUGAAAACAUCAAAUUUCCCAAAUGGCUGGAAAGAUCCAAACUUUUAAAGAGGAAUCGCGAGAAAUUCACAUGCAAAAUAUGUAAGAAAUAUUGUUAUACAUAUCAAAAUUUCCAACAUCAUAUGACACUACAUAAAAAUAAACUGAAUAAGAAAUGUAUUAUAUGUAGGAAAGUUUUUAAAACUACGGAAAAAUUGAAACAGCACAUAAAAAAGAGACAUUCGUCAUCAAAACUAACGGAAACAUUGAAGUAUGUUGUAGAAAGACGAAAGCAAACUAAUUAUCCAACAGAAAUUAAACCUGUUAAAGUUGAAAAGAAAAUUAUUAGCGAAUUAUUCGCUAAAACUAUAAAAAAAGUGAAUAUAAAUGCAUGCGAUAGUUCAGUUAAAAUAAAACCAGUCAUUGAUAAAUUAUCAGUUAGGAAAUUUAUUGAAAAUUUCACACCAGAAUCCAAUGGUAUCAACUGUAAAGGUAAUACAAUAUACAUAAAUAACAGUCUAACUAUUAAACCUAUAAUAGCACCCGAAAAGCCACAAUUUAUCAAAUUAAUCAAAUCAAAACACGACGAAUCUGUAUUCACGAAAUUAAAACAACCGGAAAGAUUUAAAACUAAAAGUAACAUGAAAUAUGAAGUAUCGAUAAAAAUUGCAGACCCAAAUGCUAAACCUAAAUUGAAUUUCGAUGGAACAGUAAAACCUAUUACUGAAAAUAUAUUUGAAUGUAUGGAUGAUUCAAUGGAUCGAGAUAUACCUGAAGUAGCCGAAGAAGUUAUGUUAGACGAUACAAAUGAAUCAAAAGAUAAUGAAUCUAUAGAUGUGCCACAAACACAAAAUUUACCAAAUAAUUUUAAAUACAAAGAUUUCCAUUUGGCACAUCUAACUCCACAAGCACCGUAUUACAAGAUAGUUAAAUUAAAAGACGUUACAGAUAAAUCAAAUGUACAACAAGAAAAAGAAAUUAAAUUACCUAAUGGUACUAAACUUGUGAGUGUCAAUCCAUUGGCGCAUCUCCUUGAUGGCAAACAUAUCGAUUUACAAACGAAUAAAUAUUACAAACCUAAAUUAGUCGAUGUGGAAAAAGCUGUUGCAGACGCUUUGUUGAAAACAGAAAAAAGAGCCCCGAGAUCGAAAAAGUCGAAGAAAACUAAAGUGGUUAAUGAACAGUAAGAGUAUUUAUAACUUA
This is a messenger RNA of Papilio xuthus (Asian swallowtail), 2834 nucleotides long. RefSeq names its product zinc finger protein 91. Lineage: Eukaryota; Metazoa; Arthropoda; Insecta; Lepidoptera; Papilionidae. The transcript has a single exon. The record is from RefSeq and is a predicted model, not a curated record. Gene Ontology annotation, biological process: positive regulation of transcription by RNA polymerase II. Bases 74 to 2818 code for a protein of 914 amino acids. Gene Ontology annotation, cellular component: nucleus.